Molecule: messenger RNA, 3092 nt
Organism: Athene cunicularia (burrowing owl)
Lineage: Eukaryota; Metazoa; Chordata; Aves; Strigiformes; Strigidae
Gene: ZNF710
Product: zinc finger protein 710
Exons: 5
Coding region: 212-2266 (684 amino acids)
Biological process (GO): regulation of transcription by RNA polymerase II
Molecular function (GO): RNA polymerase II cis-regulatory region sequence-specific DNA binding; DNA-binding transcription factor activity
Source: RefSeq, a predicted model, not a curated record
GUAGUUCUUUUCUCUAGAGAAAAAAGUUCUCCUUAAAAAUGGAGUUAGAUAGUAUCUAACGUGGAGACGCUGACUGAAUGAAUUUGAACGUUGUUUUGAUUUCUUUAAAAAAGCGGAGUUUAUUUGGUCGCAGCAACCCUGCGCCACGCAUCCUCUUCCACGUUUCUCAGAACUUCGUCUCGCUAUUUAAAGUCCAGUUUAUCUGCGUCAGAUGCCAGUUCUGAGGCAAGAAGUAGUGCUUUCGGUUCUGCCACAGGCUGAGGCGGGCGGGCUGGGCAGCGGUGGCCGGCGUGGAGCCAGGGUCAGCCAUGACAGCGUAGGCAGGCGGCGAGAGAUGGAUCGCUUCACCGAGUGCGGGACCCAGACGGAUGCGGUGGUGGUGCUGUCCCUGGCGCAGGCUGCAGUUCUGGGCUUGGUGUCUGAGAAUGAGCUGCUGGGGGCCACUGUCAGCCCCGCCGGCUUCUUCCCGGGGCUGGGAGCGGAGCUGCCGGGUGCGGCUGCAGCGGAGCCUGGGGAGCCGGAGGGCGAGUGCCGGCUGGAGGGUGAGGGGCAGGCACCAGGGGAUGGGCAGGAGGAGGACGCCUUGGAGGCAGAGUCCUCCCUGGAAAAGCAUGCCCGGAGGAGGAAGCGGCCUCCAGUGAGGCUGGUGCCCAAGGUCAAGUGUGAGAAGGCAGAGGACGAGGUGCUGUACGAAGGGCCCGUUCCCGGCGACGGGGAGGGCGAGCAGCAGCGUGGCCGCCCACCGCCACUCCAGGACACCAGCCAGGAGCAGACGGUGCAGAGCAGUGCUGUGAAGAUGAUUGACCUUGGUGCCUUCGGCAGGAAGCCCCGGCGCCUGCGCCACCUCCGCCGGCACACGCGCCGUGAGCCAGAGAGCACUGAGGCGGCCGAUGGUGCCCCCGCGGGGGCUUUGCGGACCGAGUGCGCCUUCGAGGCGGGCACCCCAUCUCCUGGUGAGGCAGAGGCGCCGGCGUCCCCGGAGCCAGUGAAGAGUGAGCAGGGCUUCGGCUGGCAGGAGCCAGGGGAGUUGGAGGCGGAGGCGACGGGUGCCACCAGUGAGCGCAACAAGAAGGCGCAGCUGGACCGGCUGGACAUCAACGUGCAGAUCGAUGACUCCUACCUGGUGGAGGCUGGGGACCGGCAGAAGCGCUGGCAGUGCCGCAUGUGUGAGAAGUCCUACACGUCCAAGUACAACCUGGUGACCCACAUCCUGGGCCACAACGGCAUCAAGCCCCACUCCUGCCCGCAUUGCAACAAGCUCUUCAAGCAGCCCAGCCACCUGCAGACCCACCUGCUGACCCACCAGGGCACACGGCCGCACAAGUGCGAGGUCUGCAGCAAGGCCUUCACCCAGACCAGCCACCUGAAGCGGCACAUGCUGCUGCACACCGACAUCAAGCCCUACAGCUGCCGCUUUUGUGGCCGGGGCUUCGCAUACCCCAGCGAGCUGAAGGCACACGAGGUGAAGCACGAGAGUGGCCGCUGCCAUGUCUGCGUGGAGUGCGGGCUGGACUUCUCCACGCUCACCCAGCUGAAGCGGCACCUCUCCACGCAUCAGGGCCCCACGCUGUACCAGUGCCUGGAGUGCAGCAAGUCCUUCCACUACCGCAGCCAGCUGCAGAACCACAUGCUGAAGCACCAGAAUGUCCGGCCCUUUGUCUGCACUGAGUGUGGUAUGGAGUUCAGCCAAAUCCACCACCUCAAGCAGCACUCCCUCACACACAAGGGUGUGAAGGAGUUCAAGUGUGAGGUGUGCGGGCGGGAGUUCACCCUCCAAGCCAACAUGAAGCGGCACAUGCUGAUCCACACCAGCGUCCGUCCCUACCAGUGUCACAUCUGCUUCAAGACGUUUGUGCAGAAGCAGACGCUCAAGACCCACAUGAUUGUGCACUCCCCGGUGAAGCCAUUCAAAUGCAAGGUCUGUGGGAAAUCCUUCAACCGCAUGUACAACCUGCUGGGUCACAUGCACCUGCAUGCGGGGAGCAAGCCCUUCAAGUGUCCCUACUGCUCCAGCAAGUUCAACCUGAAGGGCAACCUGAGCCGGCACAUGAAGGUCAAGCACGGGGUGAUGGACAUCAGCCUGGACAGCCAAGAUCCCAUGAUGGACCUGGCUGGGGCCGACCAUGCUGAGCUGGAUGGGCAGCAGGAGAUGGAUGACUUUGAGGAGGAGAACUCUUACGGCUACGGAGGGGUGGGCAACCCUCCAGAUGAGCAUGCCCUGGCCGAGCAGGCCAUGAAGGAGAUGGCAUACUACAACAUGUUGUAGCUGAGGCUGGGGAAGGCUGCCAGGGGCCUGCGGGGACUUUGCGUGGUAAGAGGGGCCACAGCACCCAGCCAGACCUGUGCCACUGCCCUGGGAGAGGGGGGGGCUCCUGCUGAGCUUGGGGAAGGAGAAAACAGGGAUGUCCAAAGAGCUUUGCUGGGGUAGAGGCUGGAGGCAACACGGGGUGGCAGUCAUCGCUUGCCACGGGCUGGUGCGGUGAGGGCUGGGCUCCCCGCAGAGCCUCAGAGCUCACCCUGGCUGGGGCCCUUCCCCACCACCCCUGGAGAGGGAGGGCCAAGCCCAGCACCGGCUGCCUGCAGCUCUCCUGCCCCUACCCCAUGGUGCAGGGGCAAGCCAGGACCUUGCCUCUACUCCAGUGUCCAGUGUACUUGAAGCUGCAGGCAGGGGAAGGCACAUCCCAGAAGAUGAUGAGCAUUACUAAUUAUUCUACCUCCUGGGUCCCCCCCAACGGCUGCACGGGGGCUGCAGCCCAGCCGGCCCCCAGCUCCCUAUGGGGCAGAAGCCCCUCUGCCCAUGGGAGGAGGGGGGGUUGUGUUUCUUGCUCUUCCCCCUCUCCCGGACAGGCGAGAGUGUCCUACUUGCCCUGGCACUGGCUGCAAGCUGGCACAGGCAGAGCUGUGGCAACCUGCGCGAGGCCACGGGGCACAUACAAAACAGAAUAUUUUCUUACAAACUAAUGGCGACGCUCUGAGGAGGCGGCAGCUCUGGGUCUAGAGCAGCUGCAGCGAGCGGUGUUAUUUAAAGGAAGGCAAACCCUGUUCAACUUGAGCAAAUGAUGGUAUUUUGAAAGUAAUUUAUUUUUUUCAGA